GUUUCAGCAGCCGAGAUCCGUAGCCGCUGCUAUGACGGAAGCGUUAUGAAAGACGAAAAGGAGGCGUAAAAAUAUUGGAAAAAGUAAUAAAGAAAAAUGUGCAUCUUCUCAGCAUGUGGUCAAAUUGUCUUUGGAGUUGUGAUGGUUGGUUGCUUAAUACUCACAGCUGUCCCGACAUUCAAUGGAAAGAUGCUCAGAUGGGAUUGUGUAAAAGACAUCAAGAAUUGUGAGGAUUUAACGGAUCAUAAGGGCUAUAUGAAAACUGUAGCGAUAUUCAUGUGCCUGGCAUUGCUGUUCGAAAUAAUUGCUCUGGCUUGGAAUUUGUUUGUAUUCUGUGCAUGUUGCUGUAAAAAGUACCUCAUACAUCCGCUGGCCAUCCUCUCUCUCAUUGCCACAGCUAUGCUUCUGGUUGCGGUGAUCGUCUAUGGAGUGAACAACAAAGAUAGUUGGAGGAAGGAGCUCGAAGAUAAGGGCAAAGACCAGUACGGUUAUUCAUUCUGGCUGUCGGUCUGCGCUCUUGUGCUGGCCGCUGUCGACACGGUAAUCGCAGCCCUAACGGUGUGCUUAGGAAAAAGGGGAAUGUAGGACAGCAAAGCCUACAAAAACAAGUGAUCUUUACAGAUCUGACUCUAUUCGUAAAAAAAUAAUUUGUAAAAAUUCCUCUUUACAUUGAUUUUGCAUUGGGGAUAAGUUUGUGAGCAAUGCAGUGACUUGAAGAUGUUGCCUUAGUCAUGUUUGCUUGAAUUUUUCUGCAGAGCACAAAAAAUUCUAAAGGCUAUUCCCGCACGAAGGUGGAUCGUUUAUUGUCGCGAAGCGGGCGCGAACGCGGCAAAAUGGUGCCUAUCAUCGCUGGAUCGCUUAAUAAACAGAAGUUCGCAGCCAAUAACCGCUCGCGCGCCGCGUUCGCACACACUUACCUUAUUUGGGCAUUCGCCUUCGUUCAGAAGUAGCUUAUGGUUCUUGUGCAGUGAACUUUAUAUAACUUCCUAAACUACUCUUAACUUGGGUAUAUUUUACGAACUCCUACCUACAAUUGAAACUAAAACUCAUCCAGUCUUCAAAUAGUUUAAACUAAUUCGAGUAAAAUACUACUUUAUCGUGAUCACACGCCAGUCACUCUACUUUGUCAACACAUAUCUCUUUCACAUUCUUAUAUUGUAUGUGCCAAGUAACCCAGCCUUUAUAUUGUCCGCCUAGUAAAGCCUUUUGAAAUCUCUUGUGAGCCUCUUCGGGUUUUGAUUGUGAGCAUUUCGUAGGUUAACAUCGUGUGUGGCUGUAAAUCAUCAUUUUAGUUUUUGUUGAGGUUUUUACGCUUUAUCGCAAUCUGUUUUAACUGUGAUAUGUAUAAAAAUUGAAUGUAAC
Cylicocyclus nassatus is the source of this 1362-nucleotide messenger RNA. The record is from the annotation of a GenBank genome assembly. NCBI's taxonomy places the organism in Eukaryota, Metazoa, Nematoda, Chromadorea, Rhabditida, Strongylidae.